This is a messenger RNA of Paramisgurnus dabryanus, 2151 nucleotides long. RefSeq names its product cholinergic receptor, nicotinic, gamma (gene chrng). NCBI's taxonomy places the organism in Eukaryota, Metazoa, Chordata, Actinopteri, Cypriniformes, Cobitidae. Gene Ontology annotation, molecular function: transmembrane signaling receptor activity; acetylcholine-gated monoatomic cation-selective channel activity. The record is from RefSeq and is a predicted model, not a curated record. Gene Ontology annotation, biological process: monoatomic ion transmembrane transport. Gene Ontology annotation, cellular component: postsynaptic membrane.
CACAGGCCAGGUGCUGGUUCUGAAUGUGCAAAAAGUUUUCUUUAAUGUUGCUCUGUGGAUAUCCAACAUGGGUCUGGUCUUUCCAUCAACAAUUAUCUGGUUAUGGAUCUUUCAGUCAUUUCUCCCUUCAGAUGUGGUCUGUAAUCUGGAAGGAUCUUUGCAGAGAGAUCUGAUGAAAGGUUACAAUAAAAACAUACGGCCAAUGGAGCACAAUGGGGACAUUACCAAUGUAAAAAUCAAGAUGACCCUCACCAACCUCAUUUCUCUGAAUGAGAAAGAGGAGACCCUCACUACGUGUGUUUGGAUUGAGAUGACAUGGCGUGAUUAUAGACUCAGUUGGGCUAACAGGACAGGGUUUGAGGCCUAUGAGAAUAUCACUCGAAUGCGUCUUCCCUCUAAAGCCAUCUGGCUACCUGAUGUUGGUCUGGAGAACAAUGUGGAUGGGCGUUUUGAGGUGGCCCUUUACUGUAAUGCUCUGAUAGAUCCGAAUGGUGGAGUGGUCUGGUUGCCUCCGGCUAUCUACCGAAGUUCAUGUGCCAUUAAAGUCAACUAUUUUCCCUUUGACUGGCAGAACUGCAGCAUGGUGUUCAGGUCCCAGACAUACAAUUCGAAUGAGAUUUUACUGAUGCUGGCAGAGGAGAACAAUGUCGCCAUGGAAUGGAUCGAGAUUGACCCGGAAGCUUUUACUGAGAAUGGGGAAUGGAUUAUAAAGCACCGCCCUGCUAAGAAGAUUGUGAAUAAGCGAUACAGUCGAGAUGAGCUGGAGUAUCAGGAGAUCAUCUUCUUUCUCAUCAUCCAGAGAAAACCACUGUUUUAUAUCAUUAAUAUCAUCGUACCAUGUGUCCUCUUCUCCUCUCUUGGGUUGCUCGUCUACUUUCUGCCAGCCAAAGCGGGAGGACAGAAAUGCACCAUGACUAUGGCAAUCCUGCUGGGUCAGACCGUGUUCCUGUUCCUUAUUGCCAAAAAAGUGCCAGAAACCUCGCAGGCUGUGCCGCUCAUUGGCAAAUAUCUGAUGUUUGUGAUGUCUGUGACCACGAUAACUGUGAUGAACUGUGUGGUUGUACUGAACGUUUCUCUGCGAACUCCAAACACCCACCCCAUGAACAACACCGUCCGAAAGGUCUUCCUGAACAUUCUUCCUGAUUUGCUGAGGAUGACAAUGCGCCGAUGGACACCUGAGAACAAUGAGCAGGGGGAGGAAGAUUUUAAGACGUUUGCCUUAGGCAAUGGCACUCCGCUCCGGCGCAGAAGACGCAGCUCCCUGGGUCUGAUAGCGAAGGCUGAUGAAUACAUGUUCAGAACGGCUCGAUCAGAGCUGAUGUUCAGUCGACUAAAAGAGAGGAAAGGGCUGCUAAAGAAUACUUUGGAAAAAAUACAAAACAGUCUGCAAGGAGACACAGCACAGGAUCUGGAAUCCAGUCUGGCAUUGGCGUCACGAGAAGUGCAGCAGUGUGUGGCUUCCUGCAAACACAUCGCUGCAAGUGCCAAACAUCAAAAUGACUUUCAAAGUGAAAAUGAGGAGUGGUUUCUGGUCGCCCGGGUGAUUGACAGGAUGUGUUUCAUCGUCAUGGCGUUGUUGUAUAUACUGGGCACCAUUGGAAUCUUCUUGAUGGGCCAUUUUAACCAAGCACCGUCUCAGCCUUUCCCUGGAGACCCUAAAAGAUACCUGCCCGAAAUCUCACUUGGGGAUGUCACAGGCUGAUCUCUAUAAGAACUGCUAGAGAAACUCUAGUGAAAUGAAGGAUAUAUUUGAAGAUACUUCAGAGAUGAACAGCAUUCAGGUUUUGUUGCACCAAAACUAUUGAAUGGCACAUGAACUUUCAGGGCUUCGGUUGAGUAGACAUUGUACUGAAAGUGAUUUCGGAGAGGGAAUUUGUUGGAUCUGAAGGCAUUUGUGAGACAAAUAUUGCCUAGCCAAGUUAUUUGUUUUUGCUAAUCGCUUUAUUCAUAUUGUUUAUAAACCCAAUUUUGUGUGUUGAUUCAACAACUGUUUUUAUGAAAUGAAAUGAUGAUCUCUCACAUUGGACAAAGUUUUUAUAAGGAAAAAGACAUUAAUGUCAUUUGCAUUUUAAAUUAAACAAAAAUAUUAACCUCUUUAUAUUUCAAGUCAACUUCCUUUAAAAAAACAAACAAACUGUUGUUGUAGGGUUC